CAUGACUCGUGAAUCAGAAGGUCGCGAGGUGAGAGGAUAGAGCAGCGCCAGCGGCCGCCUUUAACCCUAAACAUUCACAGCUUUUCCUCCAGAGAGACUCCGGGAGAAACAUGGAGAGGAAAAGGUGGGAGUGCUCGGCUCUCCCAAAUGGUUGGAAAAGGGAAGAAGUGACCAGAAAGUCGGGCUUGUCCGCGGGGAAAAGUGAUGUCUAUUAUUUUAGUCCAACAGGGAAGAAGUUUCGGAGUAAACCGCAGCUGGCCCGAUAUCUGGGAAACUCCAUGGAUCUCAGCUCCUUUGAUUUCCGCACAGGGAAGAUGCUAAUGAGCAAGCUGAAUAAAAACAGGCAGCGGAUCCGCUACGAUCACAGUCAGAGCAAGGGUAAACCUGAUCUGAACACGUCACUGCCGGUCCGACAGACGGCGUCCAUCUUCAAGCAGCCUGUCACCAAGGUCACGAAUCACCCCAGCAACAAGGUCAAGACGGACCCUCAGAAAGCUGUGGACCAGCCCAGACAGCUGUUUUGGGAGAAAAAGCUGAGCGGACUCAACACUUACGACAUCGCAGAGGAGCUGGUGAAGACCAUGGAUCUCCCGAAAGGAUUGCAAGGUGUGGGCCCGGGGUACACGGAUAAGACGCUGCUCUCGGCUCUAGCGAGCGCCCUUCACACCAGCUCGGCUCCCAUCAGCGGUCAGCUGUCCGCCGCCGUGGAGAAGAACCCCGGGGUCUGGCUCAACACCACACAGCCUCUGUGCAAAGCCUUCAUGGUGACGGACGAAGACAUCAGGAAGCAGGAAGAUCUGGUGUACAGCGUGAGGAAGAGGCUGGAGGAAGCGCUCAUGGCGGACAUGCUCGCACACAUAGAAGAAGCUACCAUCGAGGCCAAAGCUCUGAAGGAAGAGUCCAACGACGAGGAAACGGAAUCCCUAUAGCUGAAAGCGGUGGUGAUGUUAAAGACCCGGACCACAGUAUAUUUCUCCCCAAACCCAAAGACGCACUCAGACUCGGACGUGAGCUGAUUCUAUGCAGAAACCAGCCGCUCUCCUGCCUUUCUCCUCCAGCUGUGUUUUAACGUAACAUUUCAAGCAAUUUUAUAAAAUCAAAUUCACUUUUUCUCCCCUACCUUUAACCGGUUUGUAGUGGAUUUUCUCUAUUUUUGUACAGCACGAGCUUCAAGUUCUGGGUUUGGUUUUUGCAGCAUAACGCAGUCUGAGUGACUUACAGACGCCGAGGUUUUAUUUUUUAUUCAGAUAUCUUAAGCUAAUCUCAAAUCAUGAACGUUUUUGGUUUUUUUUUUUUACACAAAUGAAAUCCCAUGUUUUUUAUGAUUAUGGAAAUAACGCACACUUAGUGCAUACUGGUUUCGAUGGCUGGUGCUCAGUUCUUUUGUUACUGUGCUGUUUAAGCUCUUACGAUGGUGCUUAGGGUUUUGUAUUCAUGAAUUAGUCGAUGCAUAGCUGAUAUUCAUUAAGAAAUGGACAGUUUAUCAAUAUUUCUGGAGUCAUUUUUCAGUUCUUUUUGUGAAGCUGGUAUGUUAGUCAUCCUUCACCGAUGCAGUGUGGUUUAUUAUUAUUAUUAUUAUUAUUAUUAUUGUUGUUAUUAUGGACUGAAUGGUUACAGUACAGAAAUCUGUGUGAUGCAUCAGUGUUUGUUCACUAGACGGCUUGUUUUUACACUAAUUCUUCCCACACCCAUGAUUGAAUAUAAUACAUCGACUCAUUUCUUUCUUCCUUCACAAGCAUUGUACAGUCAUAUUUGAAAUAUGCAGGAGAGGUGUUUUCGUAUGUUGCCCUUUAUUUGCAAGAGCGUGGAUCACUUUUUGAAAAUGCAAACCUUGUAGCUGAAGGACACGUAAUUUUAUAAACUGGGAAAAUAAAAGUCUUUCAACACA
Molecule: messenger RNA, 1888 nt
Organism: Puntigrus tetrazona (Sumatra barb)
Lineage: Eukaryota; Metazoa; Chordata; Actinopteri; Cypriniformes; Cyprinidae
Gene: mbd3a
Product: methyl-CpG binding domain protein 3a
Exons: 7
Coding region: 111-929 (272 amino acids)
Molecular function (GO): DNA binding
Source: RefSeq, a predicted model, not a curated record